UUAUAAAGUUAUUAAGAUUUAUAAUACUGAUUCGUUAUUACGUUUUACGCUAAUUGGGCUUAAAUCUAAUUAUAUAUAAAAUAAAUAAUUUUUAUGGCGAUACAUAAUCUUUUCACAGAAAUAAAUGCCAAUUUGGCCCAUUUACUAUACACAUUAACGGAAUUUAAUACUGAAGAUUCUACAAAUAUAAACAAAUAUAAAGAUGAAAAUAUCUCAAUUUUUAACAAUUUACACCAAAAUUUGUGUGAAUACUACAAAAUUUUAAAAUCCUUUGAAACCAGUGAACUUAUUAAUGAUAAAAAUUACGUUUCCACUACUAUUGACUGCAAUUACAAUGGCUUAUUCACUGAAGCCUCUGAAAGGUUACCCGAAGUCGAGUUUAACUUCAAUGUUCAAUCAACUGUGUAUAAUAAUAUCAUCCUCUUCCUCCAGUACUUAUCACCAAAUGGCUUUAUUUGGCACUAUCACACAGUAAAUAACGCUAUCUCCAAUAAAAAGAAGCUUAUAUUUUGUUGUAAAUUUAUUGAAACAUCUGUAAAUAAUCUUUUUAGUCAUUAUCACACCGUUUCUGUUAUUUUUACAUCACUAUCGCAAUUCUAUGGAUAUACUAAUGUUAAGGGUUCAUUGAAUCUUGAAUUUCCAAGAUACUUGGAAAAUGUACUUCUCAAGAUAUCUGGCAUUGUAACUGUUAUACACAUGCCAAUAAACGUGAGUAAUCGUUUAUCAAUUUUAGGGUUGGAGGGUUCAGAAUCCCACGAAUGUUCCCUGGAAAAUCCCCAAUUCAUAGACAUUGACCUGUACAAUAAAACAAACUCUCACUAUAACCAAUACCCAACUCCCUCAAAAUUGGCCCUCACCGGAUGUAGACUUGUAUGUAAAUGCUAUAUGAACUUGUUAAAUGUGCAUGAAACGCGUAGUAUUCAGUUUAAUCAUCUCAUCUCCACACUUCUCAUGAUAUAUAACAAAACUUGCGGAAUGAUUUUGGAUGACAUUUAUGACUUGUUGAUAUAUAUGUCAAAUAAUCAUACGGAAGCCUUUAAGGACCCAAAUGUAUCACUAUUCAGAGAGAUUACAAAUAAAAUGGCAGAUGACAUAAAUAACUAUAACCCGGCAGUGUUGAAAUCACUAGAAUGUUACAUUGGACUUACGAGUUUGGUGUAUAAUGACACUGAGGUUCGGAUGUAUGAGCUAGUUGAAGCUCUAAUUGACAGGAUAAUCAUAAUGAAUAACCCUGAGAUUAAGAAAAAGUUUAUUGAAAAGUAUAAUUUAUACCUUGAAAAUACGCCGCUGGUCUGUUCAGCUACAAUGCUACAGACAAUGAGACUUAUAUUCAGCUGUAUCGACUCGCUAGAGCCGAAUAUUGUAAUCGCUUCUCUUAAAUGCUUGGGAGACGUGUUCAAACAUCUUGUUUACGACACGUUGUAUUAUUUCCCGGAUUGCUACGCCAGGUUCAUACUCAUUUACAUUAAUUUCCUGUCAAACCAGUUUAAAUUAGAAGAUUCCCUAAGUAAUUUCGAAGAGUUAUUUUUUUUCAACAAUUUAACCACAAAAUUAGUAGUUCCAUGUGGGAAAAGGAUUGUUCCGGAUAAUAACCAGAGGAAUCAAAUGAUUAAUUUAAUUAAAAGAAUUUUCGAAAUUAUAAAAAAAUUAUUGGGAGAGGAUAAAUUGGAUAAUUUAAUGUUUAAAAUAAACUCCGAUGUUAAAAACGAUCCAAACUCCAGUGACCACACAUUGCUCAUUUUCGAACAAUUUUCCACCUUUUUCCAAACAUAA
Theileria parva strain Muguga is the source of this 1773-nucleotide messenger RNA. RefSeq lists its product as uncharacterized. The record is from RefSeq and is a predicted model, not a curated record. NCBI's taxonomy places the organism in Eukaryota, Apicomplexa, Aconoidasida, Piroplasmida, Theileriidae. The transcript is spliced from 10 exons. The coding region runs from base 94 to 1773 and encodes 559 amino acids.